UUGAAUUUUUUAUACUUCAUGCUUCAAGUCCCAUAAGACGAUAAAAACAAUAUUUUAGGUUAGAUUUAAUAAAAUUCUCUUUUUCAACUAUUAUUUAUUAAAUAUAAAUAAAACUUAAUGGCUCUCCAAAGAAGUUUUUUAGCGAGCUUUCGUUUAAAUCCAUUUCUGAAAGUUGUUCUUUCUGAAUGUAAUAAUAGUUGUGUAAAAAUUAGAACACUUCAAACACAGACACAACCAUCAGUGCAACCAAAAGAAAAAUUUAUUCAACGUUGGGGAAAAUAUUGGAAAAGUCUCUACUUAGAUUAUAGAGAUGUUGCUAUUGAUGUUGGUAAGGAAUUCAGAAAUAAACCUUUAAAGUGUUCCAGUUAUGUUGCCGCUUUAGGUAGUUUAUAUUUCCUUUCGCAACACAAUCCUGAUAUGUCAUCGUAUCGUGAUCAAUUACUGAAUAAUGAAUCAAAAUUAACACAAGUAGCGCAACAUCUUCGAAAUUCCGAAUCAGAAAAUUAUGUUACAUGGGUGGAACAAUGUUACAAUGAGGGAAUUAUUAGAGAAUUAAAUUUAGGAAUUAUAUCAUUUAUAUGGCUUGACAAUUAUGAUGAAAAUUCUGCAGUGUAUAAAGCAAAAUGUUCAUACUUAAAACCUCAGUAUCUUACAUUUUAUAAAAGAAUAAUUGAUAUAGGUUUCAUGGAUAAAUGGUGGUUACUCGAGGACAAAAUGCACGAUUAUGAUGUAAAUAUAGCUCAAUUUUAGAUAAUAAAUAAAAAAAAAAAAAAUAAAAAACCCAUUUUUGUAAAUAAAUUGUAAUUUAUGGUUAUAAUAUUAAAACGAUUUGUUUAAGAA
Molecule: messenger RNA, 840 nt
Organism: Leptopilina boulardi
Lineage: Eukaryota; Metazoa; Arthropoda; Insecta; Hymenoptera; Figitidae
Product: mitochondrial import inner membrane translocase subunit Tim29
Exons: 3
Coding region: 118-750 (210 amino acids)
Biological process (GO): protein insertion into mitochondrial inner membrane
Cellular component (GO): TIM22 mitochondrial import inner membrane insertion complex
Source: RefSeq, a predicted model, not a curated record